AUGGGCUCCGGCGGAGAGGUCCCCUCUGCAGUCAGCCCGGCCCCCCUGCCAGGCGUACCAGGUUGUGGGAUCAACCCCACCCUCACCCUGUUUUUACCCGGCCAUCUCAGCAGGGGCAGCCCGACACCCACCCCGCCGUCGGGGGUCAAUCCGACCCCGGGGAAGACGUCAGGGUCAAUCCGACCCUCAAUGCUGACGUCAGGGUCAGGCCGACCUGUCCGUCACUUUUCCUCCCAACGUCGGAUUGCUGCUUGA
Messenger RNA from Puccinia triticina, 255 nucleotides. RefSeq lists its product as uncharacterized. NCBI's taxonomy places the organism in Eukaryota, Fungi, Basidiomycota, Pucciniomycetes, Pucciniales, Pucciniaceae. The record is from RefSeq and is a predicted model, not a curated record. Bases 1 to 255 code for a protein of 84 amino acids. The transcript has 3 exons.